This is a messenger RNA of Punctularia strigosozonata HHB-11173 SS5, 1278 nucleotides long. RefSeq lists its product as uncharacterized. NCBI's taxonomy places the organism in Eukaryota, Fungi, Basidiomycota, Agaricomycetes, Corticiales, Punctulariaceae. The transcript has 4 exons. The record is from RefSeq and is a predicted model, not a curated record. Bases 1 to 1278 code for a protein of 425 amino acids.
AUGUCUUCACCUCUCGAGGACCUAACAAACGACGGCGGCGGCGACAGGUCGCCGCGUCGUCGCGCAAACACAGCCACUGACACGCCCAAACGCGACCGCGACAACCGCCCUGGUGCUUUUUACGCUUCUCACUCUAGCCGCGCACCAAUUCAGAACAGUCAACCGGCUCUGCACCCUGGAGGUCAUCUUCCAGCAGCGGAGAAUGGCUUUGGGUUCCUUCCGUUUGCACCGGAGUAUAACCCUUAUGUGUUGCCCAUGCCUGCGAUGGGCUCACUUGGCGUCGCUCCGAGUGACAUGGACAGGCCGGUAGCCUCUGGCUAUGAUCUCGACAUGCAUCCAGCGAUGGUCGAGGGUCUUAGCAACGCUGGGGUUCCCAGCACAGGCAACUCGGCAGGUGAUGGUCCUCGCGAUUGCUCACCAUCCGUGCACGAGCCCGAAGAGUCGCCAGCACCCAAUCGUCCAAAACGCAAACACGGCACGAAGUUUUCGAAGGCCGAGCUCUAUGAACUUGCAAGGACGGCUGUCGACAUUGACCCUGGCAGCGAGCCAUGGGGCAAGAUCACGCAAGCCUGGCAACGGGUUGCGGAGCACCUGUGGGAGAAGCGCAUGUUCGUCGGGAGCAGCGUAGAGACGAUCAAGAACAAGAUGAACAGUAUGGUCUCGUACCAUGAGGGGAGCUCCCUACGUGUGAGCCGCGAUAUCCAGGAAGUUCUCGAUGGACCCGAAGGAGCCAGCUUCGGGUCGAUUCUCGACACGGCUGUGACCCAGCGCGAUGCGGUCCGUGACAAGAGUGACAAGCAAAAGUCCAGAAUGCGAAAGAAGAAAGCCGACGAUGAGAAAGGUGGAGCACGGGUACGAGCUGCUGCGAUGCAGACAAUGAAGAGCCGCCAUACCCACUCCCGCAUCAGUGACGAUGAAGACUCGGACAACCAGUCUGAUCUCGAACCUGGCCCUUCAAAACGAAGGCGCGCCGGCCGGCAGUCUCAGGAUGAUGAGUAUGCCCUCACCAUGCAAGAACGCAUGGCGGACCACUACGAGUGCCUCGAAGCUCACUACUCUCGAAUCGAGGCACGUCAGGAUACUCUCGCUGGCGAGCUUCGCCGCAUGGUGGACGUCUACGAGCAUGGUACCAGCACCAUUGUUGCUGCCAUUGAAGGCCUCGGUGUUCGUCAACCCGCUGUGCCGGAACGCAAUGCGGAAGCUGAAGCUGUUGACACGCCGUCAACUGGUACUGAUGAUGCUCCGCCGCCUUUCUGUGACGAUGAGGAGGAGAUCUAA